GUGAGCUUUUUACUGCCAAGAAGAUGCCCGGAUUCCCGAAAUGCCCUCCUCUUCAUUCCCAUUCUACCCCUCUUAAAUUCCCAAAACACCCCUCACCGGAUCUCCGGGGAUUCCCAGAAUACCCACCCAAUCCCCCCUCCUUCUUCUCCUCCUCAAAAAAAAGAUCCCACUUUUCCACUCUUAUCAUCUUGAUUCCCAGCUUAAUUGUCUUCUUGCUUUCGUCUUCCUCUCCGUGGGCCUUCUCUGUUCCCUCCUUAUUUCCUUCCAAGCUUCUUAUAAAAAUCCCACCUUUUUUUAUUUCUUUCUUGGAUCUUGGGUUUUCUCAGAGCUUUUUUGCUUUCUAGGGUUUUUAAUUGGGAUCCAAUCAAGGUUUGAUAUCCAUUUUUUGUAGUUUAAUUGCCUACAAAUUCAAUGCUGCAUUGAGUUCUUGUUUGCAGGAUUGUUGUUGAUAAUUACGGAAAUGCCACUGAGGGAGGUGACCGGUGGUGGUGGCCGGAGAGUGUUUCUAGGGUUUGUUGUGGUUUAUCUAUUAGCUUUUGUUGUGGUGGUUGAUGGUGAUGUUCAUUUGUGGCCAAUGCCGGCGUCGGUGAGCCGGGGAUCCCGGACUCUUUAUUUGAGCAGUGAUUUAGCUUUGAAGACUGAUGGUAGUAAGUUCUCCGAUGGCUCGGGGAUCUUGAAGGAUGGUUUUGAGAGGAUGGUUGAGCUUGUGAGAGAGUCUCGUAGUGUGGAAGGACAAGUAAAUGGUUCUGAUAAUUUGCUUGCUGGUCUUCAUGUUGUUGUUUCUUCAUCCAAUGAUUCGUUGUACUAUGGCGUCGACGAAUCCUAUAAGUUAUCUAUUCCUGCAACUGGAAAUUUGAUAUACGGAUACAUCGAGGCAUCGACAGUUUAUGGAGCGCUUCAUGCCUUCGAGACAUUCAGCCAACUCUGUGAUUUCAAUCUCAUGACUAGAACUAUCGAGCUUCAUGGUGCUCCCUGGAAUAUUAUUGAUCAACCAAGGUUCUCUUACCGGGGACUUCUAAUUGAUACAUCAAGACAUUAUCAGCCACUGUCGAUGAUAAAGAAAGUGAUCGACGCAAUGGCCUACUCUAAGCUGAAUGUUCUACACUGGCAUAUAGUCGACAGGGAGUCCUUUCCAAUAGAGAUUCCUUCGUAUCCGAAACUCUGGAACGGCGCCUACUCUUAUUCUGAGAGAUACACAGUGGCUGAUGCUAAGGAAAUUGUGCAGUAUGCAGAAAAGCGGGGUAUCAAUGUAUUGGCUGAGAUCGAUGUGCCUGGCCAUGCCAUAUCAUGGGGUAUCGGUUAUCCUUCUUUAUGGCCAUCUGCUAACUGCCAAGAGCCACUUGAUGUUAGCAAUGAGUUGGCAUUCAAAGUAAUAGAUGGAAUUCUUUCAGAUUUCAGUAAGAUUUUCAAGUUCAAAUUUGUCCAUUUGGGAGGCGAUGAAGUUAACACCAGUUGCUGGGCGACAUCUUCGCACGUGAACAAAUGGUUGGAUAACCAUAGGUUGAAUGAGUCGGACGCCUACAAAUACUUCGUCUUGCGAACACAAAGUAUAGCAGCAAAACAUGGAUACGAACCUAUUAACUGGGAGGAAACAUUCAACAACUUUGGUAACAAGUUGAACCCCAAAACCGUAGUACAUAAUUGGCUUGGGGGUGGAGUUGCACCAGCAGUAGUAGCUGCCGGAUUAAGGUGCAUUGUUAGUAAUCAAGAUAAGUGGUACUUGGAUCACCUAGAUAUAACAUGGCAAGAUUUCUAUAUGAAUGAGCCUCUCAAGAAUAUUAGCAAACCUGAACAACAGAAAUUGAUCCUGGGUGGUGAGGUAUGCAUGUGGGGUGAAACCGUAGAUGCAUCAGACAUCGAACAAACCAUUUGGCCUCGUGCAGCAGCUGCGGCAGAACGGUUAUGGACGCCAUUGGAGAUGCUAGCCGAAGAUCCAAAGCAAGUUACUACAAGACUGGCUCGCUUUAGGUGCUUGCUAGAUAGGAGAGGGGUUGCUGCUGCACCACUUGCGGCACCAGGACGAGGCGUUCCUCUCGGCAAGGGUGCUUGCCUUAGACAGUAGAUAUUCCUAUUGCAGUAAUAAAUUAUGGAGUUACCGUAACACUUGCAUUUCAGAUGCAAAGAUUCAUUAGCAAAGGAUUUCAAAUUCGAAGCGUUUGUGGUGUUUUAUUUUGCAUGACCUCUACGGACUUUCUAAAUGUAAUUCCGGCACUUAAUAAUAUAUAUCUCCCAUGCCAAAGGUAGAUUCCUUGAAUGGAAAAUUCUGAA
Molecule: messenger RNA, 2268 nt
Organism: Dioscorea cayenensis subsp. rotundata (Guinea yam)
Lineage: Eukaryota; Viridiplantae; Streptophyta; Magnoliopsida; Dioscoreales; Dioscoreaceae
Product: beta-hexosaminidase 3
Exons: 14
Coding region: 461-2062 (533 amino acids)
Biological process (GO): glycosaminoglycan metabolic process; carbohydrate metabolic process
Cellular component (GO): membrane
Molecular function (GO): beta-N-acetylhexosaminidase activity
Source: RefSeq, a predicted model, not a curated record